UCAUAGUUUUCCUUCCCUUUCACCCUCCUCCUCCUCCUCUUCCUCACAGAUCUGCAUGUCCUCCUUGACAGAAAGUCCACAGGGACCGAGAGCGCCAUUGGGUGUCGCUGUCCGCGUAAAGUCUCCACCGGCAGGUUUUGGUCCGACCGGACCCCAACACAGUCUGAAGUGUCAGACAGUCUCGUUAACACGUGAGGAAAUCCAGUGUAUGGGAAAGAGAAGAUAGAAGAGGAAAAGCGGGAGAGGGCUGGCAGGAAAAACACGCGGAAGAGACGUUUUUUGGGGGGAGAGCUGGACCUGGAGGAAACCGCCGAGGUCUGGAUGAGGGAAUGCCGAAAAGGAGAGCGUACAGGCGGCCAGAGCACCAGACAUGAGUCCGAGGUAAGAGCGUGAUUCGAUAGAGAGGCGCGGAGGACAUCCACGCUGAUGUGUGUUAUUCUGUGACAUAAUGAGCAGCUGGUGGGCUGAAAUGAUGAGUUUCCACAGGUUUUUAAUACAUGUAGUGUAAUCGUUUUGAGUCUGUGGUCCUGAUGGAGCACAAAGCGCAGACGAGACUCCAGCAUCUGGAUGAUUUGGGCACGUCCGGCCUUGAGCUCAUCUGGAGGACAGUCUGUUAGAGAUUUUUAAUGCUCACUGAUCAUCUUCAUCACGAAUGUUUAAUUUAUAAAAGACAGAAUGUCAAAGAAGUAAUGUAUUUUAAAAAUUAAUUCAGAUUAGUUCAAAAACUUUUGCUUUUUCAUGACAAAUCAGCAGGACACUGUUAUAAGCUGCUUUUUUUGCAGGAUUUAAGGUUAAAAAAUCAUUGCAAACACACUUUCCAGUGAGUUAUUGCUCAGUUUAAACAUCACAACAUACCACUAUGUCACUGCAUCGUUUUAGAAAAAUGUAAAUUUGAGGAGGUUUAUUGAAGUAACAGCAGGUGUCUCACCUGAGAGACACACACACACAGAGAAAGGGGGAGGUAGAGUUUUAAAAGUUGUCAACCAAGCCUCCUCUUGGUUUCCACUGAGUUGAUCUUUUCUUAAAGUGAAGCCAGAAGGACUAUUAAAGCCUCAACUGCUCUCUGAGGAGGUCUGUAAGGAAGAGUUACACCAUUAUUUAACUGUGUAAUGGAUUUGAAUUAUUUAAAAAGCAGUGAAAUUUCACAACAUCAACAAGUGUGCAUUCACUUCAUAAAUCCCACUCACACAAAAAAAAGCAAACACAAAUUAGGUUUAAAUUUGAUUACAAUAAGCCCCUGGUAAGAAAUAAAACCAAUUAUGCUGGUGUGUUUAGGGGGAAUGUAAAUCCUCAUAGUCAUUUAAAUGAAUAAACUUAAAGAAACUCUCAGUCAUCUCUAUUAUUUCACUCUUCUUUCGCCUCAAACUGACUGCGUAAUCAUAAAUAAGGAACAUAGAGUAUAUCUGAGUGUAUACAAUGGCUGCCUGUCUCUUUAAGACGAUGUGUUGAGAAGUUCAAUUCGGGGUCACAUAAAGUUCCUGCCCUCGAUGUUACCUUUUAGUUUUAUUAUAGACUGACAUCACACGGGGCGCUAAAACACUUAAGGCGCAUAGAGGCUCCAUUAUCAUCCCGGUGCGCGUUAUUGCUCCGACUCAAAAAUAGCUAAGGAAAUUACUGGGAAAAAAAACGGAGGAAACUGAUGCUGGUCUAAGCACGUAAUUUUUUAUAGGAGGGGAUGAGAAAGGGGGGGUAAGAGUAGAGGAGGGGCAGAGAGACACUCCGAAAAAGAAAAAAAAACGAAGGAGAGGGAGGAAAGUGGGUGGGAGGACGGACCUAAAGGAGCGACAAGAAAUUCAUAUCAAUUAAUAAUCAUAAAAAAAGAGCUGGCAGACGAGCGCGGAAAACUGGCAUGGUUUUUGGAGGCUGGCAGUUCAAAGCUGAAACGUCAGAUAUGACUCCUGGAGGCUGCUGAGAUGAUCAUUAAGGGAGACUUAGAUCGGAUGGCAGCAGACAUCGGGCAUGCAGGUAAGAGCUGAGACUGUGGUGUGCUGCGAGACGAACAGGGAGAUGAAACUCAGGAGAUGAAACUCAGGAUUUUAGUUUUUAAAGCGUUACAGCGUCUAAUGUAGGAGAUGAAGCCUGUUUUUAAUCGUAUCGAUGAAAUACCAACGUGACUUCUAGUUUUUGGUCUGAUAUUAUGGGAACAAACUAAGAACUGGAUGCGCGUAAUAAUAAAUAUCGCAGAGAAUUACGCAUUUGGCUCAUGAAACAAAAUGUACGUGUUUGUACAAAAGUUGUUUUAAAGAAUUCUAACCAUGGAUCAGUCAUUUAGUUUGUAAAAUUUCCCAUCAUGUUUGAUAUUUUUGUUGUGAAUUUUCUUCCAAAAAUUAGUAAAAUGAUCCAAAAACUUUCCGGUUAGUUUACAAUAUAGAACAAAAUCUCUCCUUUUUGUAUCAUGACAGUUUUUAAGAAUCGUUUCUUGCACUUAUUUUUUUCAUUUUUUUAUUAAAUUCUUCUGAGUGAAAAUUUAAUGUCGUCUAUAAAAGUUGGGGGGAACAUGAACCUAUGUUAAAAGGGAACUUGAGCUUCUUCAUGAUCCUCUAAUAAAUUUAAAAGGAAGCAGCAAAUCACAAUGUUCCGUUCAGGCCUCUUACUGUGUGUUUUAAUGUCAGCACAUAUAAAGCUUUUUUAUUUUUAAUGCAUGUUCUGAGCGCCUCUCUGUUCGCUUCUGAUAGGUCAGCUGUCUCCACACACCUUUACGCACAAUGAGCGGAGAUCGUUUUGUCUCUUGGAUGAUUUAAGACUCUUUCUGUGUGUCUGUCUGUGAAGCGCUGCAGCUCUCAGGGAUGCGUCCACUCGUGAUUCGGUUUACUGAACUCUGUGUGAAAAGCUGCUGAGUAAAAACUAGAUUAGAGGAACAGACUGAGAGUACGGUGUCACCGGGUUAUAUGCUGGUUAUUUGCGUUCACGACUAAACGUGAAGUACUCAGACUGAAAGAUUUUACCACUGAGGAAACCAUGAAACCUGUAAAUACGCUUAAAACACCAUUAAUUCAGUUUCACUUGUGUACAAAAUCAUUGCUUACCGAUUUUUAACGUGGAAAAAGAACUUCUAUGUGGUGAAUAAAAUGAUCUAAAUUUAUAUCAUAAAUAACUAUAAGACUUGCAUGAUGUUGAAUGAUUAUUCCAGCACUGACAACUGAAUUUUCUAGAUAAAAUGUAUCUGUUUAAAAAAACUAUUAAUUCAGUGUGGUGUUUAAACUCCAGCUCAAGAAGCUGUGUUACACCUACACUAUUUUCUCUUUACAUAUCUGAUUAUUUUCAGAUACGCAAUAACAGCAAUACAACAGGAAACUGACUCUGACUCCCCCGUGAUGUUUGCUGACUAAACCUCAACUUUUUACCUCUCAAUCUGCUCUGCAACACGUCCUUUUUUUCUGACUUUAUUGUGAAACUCACUUCUUUAUUUACUGCAUGUGAAGCUUACUUGGCUUGUUUUUUUUUGCAUCUCGUGCUACAAGAAUAAGCAAAAAUAAAUUAUUUUAAUGUAGACCCACUUUAGAGAAUCUACAGGGAUAUUACUGUCACUUGCACCGGAGUGUUUCUUCAUAAAUUAAACAUGUAAUUUAUGCUUAUGGAGUUAAAAAAAGGCUUCUAAAUUAAACAAGGCGGUAUGAGUAUGGGAAGCAAAUUGUAAUGAAAGAAAAUAAAAGGUUAACACAACGUUUUAAGCAGAUGUGUGCAGUGUUUAUGUGACUGAGGCUGCAUGCAGAGGUAGGAAGUUUAGUCUCCUGUGUCACCCCCAAACCACAAAAGUGACAAAACAGACAAAACACAGGGACAUGAACAUCAGCGCAGUGCAAUGACUGAAUGCUGCUGCCUUUAAUUACAGUAGUAACAAAUUUCCUCCGCUUGUUGACGCAUCAUUAAAAAGAAAGCUGUCAGAUCAAACGACAGCCGUGCAUGUAACAGUGACCUUUCUGAACUCUGCAGCACUGCACUGGAUGUACAAGCUCAUAAAAGCUUGUAUAAAAAGGUUGUUCAACACGACAAAACAACAAAACAGAGCGAGGUGUGAGCUUCAAAUGUGUACUGUAACCUGAUAUCUGUGUUUUCUGACUUAAUAUCUUUGCAAUCGAAGAUGGCUUCCUAACAGGAUGCAGUGAGCUUACACUCACCGUUCAGAUCGAGAGUUUGACAGAGCAUGUUUUACUCUGGCCUUUCACUUUAUGUCACUAGGCUAUAUCAAAGAGUCGGCGCAGAUAUUUCGAGUCGUACCGCUGCUUCUCUAAACACUUUCACAGACAGCGAGUGAAAAGAGAUCCUAAUUGUGUUGGUGGGAAACCCACAGCCACUCUGACUGUCGUCACCACAAGACGAGAAUACGUUGUUUAUGUAGAGCACGUUAAGAGGGCUCAAAAAUGUGGUUUUGAGUGCUAAAAAUUUAUGAAAUUACAAGAAACUGAACAUCCUCAUGGCUUAAAGACCCCUCUUUAAAAUCCUGAAAGGCCAGAUUUUCCGUCAUGCGUUGUAAUGCAAUUGACCUGGGUCAUACAAUACAGCACUGUAGGCCGGGUAUGGAUGUGAAUGGACACUCAGUGUGUGUGUGUGUGUGUGUGUGUAUGCGGGUGCGCAACUUGUCACCCUGUGCUGCACUGCAACAGUCAGAUGAACACCCGCUCAUGCAGGCCGAGUUUCUGCAAAGGCUUUCUGCAAGUUUCGGAAAGUUAUUGGUCCAUUCCUCAUAUAACCCCAGCGAGUCUGAUGUGACCGACGUUGAAAAUUUAUAGUAAAAUAUGAGUGUUGAGUAAUCAAAACCAGAUAGAAACCAGGAGUGGAAACAGUUUAGAUGACAACUCGGAACCUGAUGGAGCGUUUACCGACAUAAACCUGCCAUACAGGCCUUAAUUUCACUGUUUUUUACUGUAUUCGACAAAGUUUGAACUAAUACUGAGCCAUAUCCUACAAACAAGCAAUGAGUAUUAAAGGAAGCACUUAUACAAAUGAGAUCUUAAAUGAUUAUUUCUUGUGGUACGCAUUGUUUUAAAAAGUGUUUUCUUUGCACUUUGGUGGCUGUUCUUCACAUGAUCACUUGCUGACUCUCACUGACUUUUCAUUUUCCACUUUAUCCGUGAUGACUUUCCCUUCUGAUGUAAAAUUUCAGCCUGAUGCUGAAUAUGCAUUCUCAGAAAUAAACCGCUAAAACUGUACUUAGGUUUGACCUUUAGAUCUCUGACUACACAGUUUAGCUUCAGUCUUUAGUAAGAGAUAAAAAUAGACUAAUGCUUCUUUUCUCUAUGCACGAUAACUGGGAAUUCCUCCGUUUAACAUUCGUCAAGUUAUUUUUUGAAUAUAGAUUCACACUUCCCCUUUUUUGUGCCGUGAACACUGAAUGAAAUAAACAAGAAGUGAAUGAGCUGGUGUCAGGAAGGCCAUGAUCACACAGAUGACAUGAUAUUUAUUUAGUUGCUUGUUUCCCAUCAGCGCGGCUCAGCCCUCAGGGACACUUUGAAACGUUUAAUCUCGUAAGUAAACUCUCCUCAGAUGCCACUGCGUGAACAAUACAUGAUGCUUCAUGCGUGCAGCUGAAAAAGUUUAUUUUCGGCUUGUUGGAACAAUUAGUGUUGAUAUUUGAGUGUGUGUGACUGCGUGAGCGUGUGUGUGCAUAGGUUUUUUUGUGUGCUGAUUUACAUCCUUUGCGCUCACUGCUCCUUAUAUGACUGGGCAGACAGAGGAGCAGAGAGAGAGAGAGAGCUAUCUUUUUUUGGAUGUGUCCUUCCCCUGCAGGUUUAUACCUGCUGUUCAUCACACUGAUGAAACAUUCAUCUUUUGCUCUGUUUGAAAGCCUGCACACCACCUCUGGAAUACUUUUAUCAGGGAGCCAGCAGCUACAAAUAUAUGACAGCGGCUUUUUUCUUUUUUUAAUUCUCUAAAUUUUUUCUUUCUCUUCUGCUCGCUGCAGAGGAAGUAGAUUUCCGAUAAUGAGAAAACCAUUGCAGCUCUCCACCUUUAGCGAAAGUUUACUUUAAUGAGAGGCCUUCACGUGCACGCUCCAUGCUGGAGUUCUGCAGCCGAAACAUGUUCAAUCAAGUGGGAAGUGAAUUAAACCGACUGAUUCUGUAAUUUUAAAAAUGCAAAAACAAACUGAGCACUAAAACUUCAAUAAAGAGUUUGAGAAUUAAGUUAUUAGUUUGCUAAAAUAAUCUAUUAAUCCAGCUCUAACCAAAACAGCACUAUCCUCUGUGGCUUUUCCCGUUACAGUUUCCUUUUCACUCACAUUUUUCAUCUUUUAAUCCCACUUUUAUCAUCCUCUAAAGUUCAAAUCUGUUUCCCAACUGUUUUUUCCCCUCAGAGUCAGAGCUUACCCUUCUUCUAUAAAAACUAAGAGCCGCCAGAAGUCAGAAGUAAAUUAAAAAAAGUCCUUAGAAGCAUCCAAACUAUCCAGAAAGUGCGCUGAAUUGGUUCUAGUUAAAAUGUGCGAACCUCAGGGCAGACAAAGCCCCUUGGAGUUCCCCUAACAGAGGCCAGGACCCCAGGUUAGGAACCGGUGGUGUAAAUAAUAAACAUUCUUGCACAAAUACUCAAAUAACCACGCUUGUGGUUCACAGAUGUACGAAUCCGUCCUAUGAUUGAGCGCUGAAAGUCUUAUUGCCGCAUGACAUUUACAGACCUCUGUUGUUCCAGGUGGCGGACUGAAGACGAUGCUGGAUGCCAUGGACGUUCCAAGUCAUGCUAGGGAUCUCCUCCUGCAGCUCAACAGCCAGCGCACCAAGGGCUUCCUGUGUGAUGUCAUCAUCGUGGUGCAGAACGCCCUCUUCAGAGCUCAUAAGAACAUUUUGGCCGCCAGCAGCCUCUACUUGAAAUCCCUGGUGGUCCACGACAAUCUCAUCAACCUCGACCACGAGAUGGUGAGUCCAGGGGUCUUCAGAGUCAUUUUGGACUACAUCUACACAGGCCGCCUUAGCGAGGGGGACCCCACCUCUCCCACUGAACCCAAUCUAGGGGCCGUUUUGGCUGCAGCCAGCUACCUGCAGCUGCUUGACUUGGUGGCUUUGUGUAAAAAGAAGUUGAAAAGAAAUGGCAAGUACCCUCCACGCCCAAGUCCUGCAUUUCUGCCUUACCCAAAGAUGGGGCCCGCUGGUUUAGGCUCAGGGGGUGGGGGCAGGUAUAGGGUUUCUACCAUUCAGUCCUGCCAUGCAGCCCGAGCAACAGCACUAGAGGAGCUAGUCCCCCAUCGACUAGCCAUCCAUGCUGGGGAGCUGUACGCCCCCACCUCCGCCCAAGGCUCUCAGGUGUUCCCAUCCCUGCAGCCGACUUUGCCAGCUCAGCUCGGCCGCUUAGCCCAUCCAGACAGGAACUGCUCCCCCAACUAUGGUCUUGAUCUCUCCAAGAAAAGCCCCAACUCCCAGUCCCAGCACACACCCUCCCAUCUGGCAAACACCCACAACGAUGAGGAGCGAGACGGGACUCUGAGCGAACGCACCAGUCCCAUGCAGGUGACCAACGGGGGGGCAUUUCCCUCAGAGAAAAGAGAUUCCACCGACCAGGCCAGCUCCUUAACUCCUCCACCUUUCCCCCACCCUCAUCUCAACCAGCCUCUCGCUCCACACCUCCCCCACCUGCACCGCUCCAGCUCUCAAGGCACGGAUCGCUACCUGUGCCCCCCAAGCCCCGAAAACCCCACAGAGGGUGCAGAGACGGGCAGAGACAUGAGCCAAAUCUACCGCUGGGUUAAACCUGAACCAUUCACAGCUGACGAUGACGAAGAGGACGAGGAUGAGGAAGAAGGGGGUGAAAACGGAGACCAGCAUCACAACCACCACAAGCCAGGAGAAGACAGUGAAGGAGCAGACGACAAGAGCGGGUCAGGCACAGAAGAGACGGGCAGCAGUGAAGGCCGCCCUUCACCUUCUGGAGGGAUGGGGAGGUUCCACAUGCCCUAUGAGCCUGAGAGCUUUGGAGACAACCUGUACGUCUGCAUCCCCUGUGACAAAGGUUUCCCGAGCUCGGAGCAGCUUAAUGCACACGUGGAGACACACACGGAGGAGGAGCUGUACGGAAACUCUGGAGGGGAGAUGGGGAACAACAAUAACAGCAGCAACAAAAACAUCAGCAGCAAUACGAAUGGUUACGGGGGCCUGAACAGCAGCAACAGCUUGAACAGUCUCUCCCACCUCGAGACCAAAUCCAGCCAGAGUCUGAGCCCAGGGGGUAUCGUGGAGAUGAUCAGACCCUAUCGCUGCUCCUCCUGUGAAAAAUCCUACAAAGACCCUGCGACUCUGCGCCAGCACGAGAAGACCCACUGGCUGACCCGGCCUUACCCCUGCAGCAUCUGCGGCAAGAAGUUCACGCAGCGCGGCACCAUGACGCGCCACAUGCGGAGCCACCUGGGCCUCAAACCCUUCGCCUGCGACUCCUGCGGCAUGCGCUUCACCCGCCAGUAUCGCCUCACGGAGCACAUGCGCAUCCACUCGGGGGAGAAGCCGUAUGAAUGUCAGGUGUGUGGCGGGAAAUUCGCCCAGCAGCGCAACCUCAUCAGCCACAUGAAGAUGCACAGCGGCGGAGGCGGCGCAGGGGGGUUGACCACGGAUGGGAAACUGAAGCUGGACUUUGCAGAGGGCAUCUAUCCUCUGAGUAAAUACGCAGCCGAGCAUCUGGGGCUGAAGCCGGAGAAAGCGAACGAGCUGCUCAUCCAAGCACAGCAGCAACUGGUAGCAGAUCAAAAGGUCAUGGAGAGCCUCUACCCGCUGUCCAAACUGGCCUCGGAGCACCUGGGCCUCUCCCAUGACAAGAUGGACGUCCUGGGCCAACCCCUCCCCCCUCCUCCACAGGCCCUCUCUGAAAGCCGCACCAUCGAUCGCUACUCCCCCAGCUAAGACUGCACGACUGGUUUUAAAACAGCAAUCACCAAAUAGGUCUGUGUGCACACUUUUUUGUUUUUUUGCAGUAUUCAAAAGCCGUUCACCUCAACUCAGUAUCUCCUCUGCACCUCAGACUCAGGCCAAAAGGAACUGGUCUGCUUAUGCACACCACAAUGUGUAGACUGUAAGUGCCUUCAAUGCAUCCUAUGUACCUUUAAGCCUUCCUUUCUGGAGGAGGGGCUCCGUGCCUUCCUGUGACCAAGGGACACUCACUCAAAGACGUACAGUAUUUAUGUACAGCGUAUGCAAAAGAAACAUUUCAAAAAUUUACAGCUAUUGAGCCAAAGCGACAAACCGAAAAAACCAAAAUGAGACUGUCUUAUUUAUUUUUGUAUAAUGGUGAUAUCCAAAGAGAAACUGUUGCAAGGAAACGUUGCAAUCUGACCCUAAACCUGUGUACAAAAAAAAAAAAAAAAGCACAUAAGGACAUGAUUCAGGGUUUUCGGUCCAGACCUGAGCGGAACUUUUACAAAAUGCAUAAGCCAACUCUUCUGGACUUUAAAGAAAUGGGAAGAUGUAUUUUUAUUUUCAUUUUUUGUUUGUUUUUGGGGUACUGGACAAUUCAUGUAUCUCAUUCUCCAGCUUUGCCAAAAUAUGUCCCUGUAUCCUACAAUCAUCGGUUCAUUUUGGUUAAGCUUUCCUUUAUUUUUCCCCACAUUUUUUAGGGUAACCCACACCCUUCGAGGAUUAAAAAAAAAUCAUCUUAUGUGACAGUAAUGGUCGCUUAAUAAGCCUUAAACUCAGCUCGAACUUGAGCUGAAACUUCCUUUAAUAUUCGACUAACUUCUUGAAGCCUUCGGUUGUUAUUGAGCACAGCCCUGUGAUGUCAGGACUGGGACAUGACCACACAUACCCAACUGAUGACAAACUGAUCCCAGAUCAUGGGGAGUGCAGCUCCGUCGAAGAGAGGGUGUUGCCUCUGAAUGUUUUCAGUAUUAACAAUAGUGGAUGCAGCUGAGCGGAGAGGCAGGGGGGGCAGCUCAGAAUUAAUGACACAAAUAUUUGUCAUUUGCUGUCAGGAAAAAUGACUGAAUUCGCAUUAGCUUGAUGAUUAAUGGAGCUGCAGCAGUAGUCGGCGUCUUCUCCACUGUUGGACCUCCCUGCUACUGUUGACAGGCCAAUUGAGUGCUGCACUAACACACAUAGACCCCCUCUCUCUACACACACACACACACACACACACACACACACACACACACACACACACACACACACACACACACACACAGAUAGCAGCCUGCUAAUCUGCCCCUGAUAGGAACAUAAGACGGGGUUUGUGGGUCUUCCCCCAGAGCAGGCGGGUUAACAGCGCACCCCAGCUGCUGUGCCUCAGUAAUCCCUGUGAAAUCUCACUUUCUCCAGGACAAUUCGCACCGCUCGCCGGCACCAUGUCCCAUUUCAUGCCUGCCAUCUUACCCCUCUGAUCCACUUAUUAACACCACGUCCGAGCCCCGGCAAAUGUCUCCCUCCUCCUCCGCCUCCUCCGCCUCCCCCUCUCCUGCUGGUAUCAAAGAAUGUUUCUGCCUUUGCUGACCAGCAGUUCUUCCAGCUUGAAAACAAAAGAGCACUUAAAGGUUGCGGGUAGACGGCACAUUUUUGUCUUUUUCCAAAGAAUUUUUUUUUUUUUCCAUUCUUUCUUGUCCUCGAUUCAGAUUAGAAAUGUCUGACCACUAUAGUGCCAACACCAACCUCAGUGGGUGAAUGUGAAGACUAAAGCCAUAAAUACACUGUGAUAGACGAAGUGAAUCUUAAGGGCUUAAAAAAAUUACAGAGACCAUGUGCCUGACUUUAGGGAAUGUUUUUUUUUUUCUUUUAUAAUAAUUUAAGGGCUUCUUCUCUGUAGCAUAUGAUCAUAUCAGACAUGUUGUUUUUUUCUGUCACUUCCUUUUCUUUCUUUUUUGGUUUGAACUGAAAGCAGCGCACGUGAAACUGGUGCUUACCUCAGGACUGAACCCAGCGGGAUGCUUAGCUUUACUAAACCUUUAAACACACUUUAACACACACACACACACACUCACACACACUCUGAACUUUCUCAUUUACAGGGCAUUUGUCCUGUGUUAAACCUGUGGUUAUUUCUGUGUUCAUACAUUUCUUGUUGCAGUUUUAUGUCAGAGAUAACAUGUGAUAUUAACUUUUUUUUUUUUUUUUUACUUUUUAUGCGGUAACUAUUUUUCUUAUGUGUGUCCUCAAAGAGGCGUCUGAUUCCAUUGUCGUAACAUGAGGCUCAGUCAUUUCAGUAGCAUCUAAACUGGCAGUUUGUGAAUUCCUGAACCACGCCGAAACAAAAGCGAUCGCAUCAAUCUGAAGUUUCAAUCACGUAUACACUCGAGUCUAGGUCGCCGUUUUGAAAAACUUCUCUUUACAACAUGAUAUAUCCUCAGCACUUCCCUGAACAGAUAAGCAUUUUCUAUUUUCUGCAGGGUGAGCAUGAAAAUCAGCCGAAUAUUGUUUGACCUCUUUUCUCAAGAGGUUACUGAACUUCAUGUCAGAGUCAGACUGAGACUGCACACAAACACACAGGAAGCCAGCUUAUUUGGGCUACGUUUGAAGUUUUGUUUCACUGCUUUACAAGAAAAACUCGGGUAAAGCCUAAAGAAAUACGUGCAAACUGUUCAAAGUGAAGGAACAAGCGAGUGUCAGUCGUGGGAAUUUUGGUGCUUCUCAUUCACAAGUUGAAAUGAAAAUCGUCUCCUCCUUUUUCCCUUUGCUUACAGCGUUAAAACAACAUAAAGUGUUCCCACUGACACUCCAAAUCUGUGCAGGAGGGAAGAGCAAGAUAAUGCCUGGACAUUUCAGAAGGAUGUUCACUGUUUGAGAUUUGCUUAAUUGCAUGAAUGUUAAAGACAGACAGGGGUGGAGGGUCUGGUAUCUAUAGAGAGAGGAAGCGCUCGCUUGUCUGUUUGUGUGUCCCAGUGCCAUCAGAGUGAAUUAGGGGAUGUUAAUGUAUGUCCUGGGAAUAAUUUUGGUGUGAAGGAGAAGAGCCGAGGAGCAGGAAGUGAACUUUUGGCUGGUGUGUCGUGUCGGGCAGGAUGUGCCGUGUGUUUCUGCUCAGAGGCAGAUAGAGAGACGGAGAAUGGGGAGGGAGAGGAGCAACGGAGAGAGCGCAGCAGGGUGCGCGCGAGCCAUUGUCCCAGUAUGAAAGAGUGUUUCGUACUUCUAAAACUCUCCAUUCAGAAAACAACCAGACUGUAUCUUCUCUUUUCCUUCCCCUCUUUGCUCUUUGGGAAUUAAACCUCUGCUCAGUAUCACCCUGAUACGACGACGUGGGCUUUCAAGGGGCUGCGUGGUGAGGAAGCCGUUCAGACAUUUUGUUGCACUUUCAGGAUGUUGUGGAUUAAACUUUUUUGGCAUUCAGAGAGGAUUUCAGUACAAUAUUCCCGCCGUGUGCCUUAUUUUAAAAAAAAUGAGGGCUCAGUGGAUUAAGAUGUGGAGACUAAUGUAAAUCAUAGUGUAAAAAAACAGCUGUAUUCCUCUUUCUCUGUGGCUGUUUUAAUUAGUGAAAUGACUCCAGCCUUGCUUCAAUUAUUGGCGUAGCCGCUCAUCCCAUGAGCUUUAAUGCCAUCUGCUUUCGUUAAUGUAAUUUAUACGAGACACCAACCCAGAAAAGUCUCCUUGCCACCAAAGUGGUCAGGAUGAAGAUGUUUAGAAAGUCAUAAAAUUAGGAUUCGAGAAAAUUUAUGAGUUACAUAAAUUGAUGUAAUGAAAAUGACUAAAUGCUAAUAUAAAUUAGAAUAAGUAAGACACACCACCAGCUGUAAGAUGUGGGUUUUUGUUUUUAUUUUACGUAAUUCUUAAGACCACUUUAUUCCUCUUUGUUGUUGUUAUGGCAACCAUCCAAGGGCUGUAACUCACACAACACUAAUAAUAUAGAUGACAAAAGGGUCUGAAUGAGCUCCAGCGUGUGGACCUUAAAAGGAUUCAGGUGUAAUGGUAAAAUAUGCAACUCUUCCUUUAAGCUUUCCAGCAGCAGCAGCACAGAGCUGAGGUCACCUGUGUGACUCUGACAGACUGAAUCACGCUGAUCCGCUUUGUGUUUGACAUUUACUGUAUUUCACCCAGCGCGCCAAAAAAAGAGAGAAGUACCUCUGCGGUCAUCACAGGUGCUUCAAACUAAAGUCAGCGACCGUUUUAGCAUUUCUGCGUCCACUUGCUGCGGAUCUUGUGACUGAUUUUGCCUUUUUUUUCUGAGAGUCAUAAGUCCAUGUGGUUUUUAUAAGAGCACAGGGCGGACAUGACGCUUUUGUCCAGUAUGCAUAUUUCUUUUAUGAGGACAAAUGUUUCGAUGCAAGCGAGAGCCAGAUAAUAUCUAUAACCGAGCUUUAUUUUGGCGGUAGACCAAAAGAAUGCGCUUUGGUCAAACGGUAUAAAUGUGCCUUCAGAAUCAAAAGCAUCAGGGAUCCUCGUGUAUGAAGUGUGUGUGCGUUUGCAUGUGGAGGUGUUCAGUGCACCUGUCCAUCUCCGUGUCUGAACGCCUUUCCCACAGUGCAGCAGGGCGAAGUACAACGCAGAGAUUUGACACUUUCUAGUCUUUAUUACAAGCAGCUGCUUUAGAUUUAUUUCCCUGAACUGCACUUUUCUGGAAAAAUCAUCGUAUUGUGAUUUUUUAUUACUCUCAUGAUCCCCAAGAAGUCCCACAAUUGCCUUCCCUCUGGCUUUUUGCUUCCUCCUCCUCUCCCUCCUUUCAGUGCGGAGCUUGGCCACGCUCGUUCUGCGCCCUUAUUACCUCCACUCACAUCCUCCCUCGUCACCUCUUCUUGUCCCCUCUCUCCUCUUACACUCCACACAAACCGCCGACCCACUCCACUCCACCCGCCUCCUCCCUCCCUCCUCUUUCUCGCCCAUGAUCCACUUACUUCCAGCUGUUUUUCAUGCUGAAGAAGACAGUUGUCUAAAUGUUUAUGCAAAGAGCUACUUUCUUUUUCUUUAAGCCCCUGAUCAAUUUCCAAAAUGAACGCUGCGGCAUGUGCAAAAAUACACCCGGUGAUGGGCCAAAUGAAAAAAACAAACCUGACAUGGUUAUUGUUUUCUGAUCCGGAGGGCCAGGACUCGGCUCACAAAGGGAGAUUAAAGACGACGUAUCGUUGUAGAGGAAAUGCAGAAUAAUGUGAGGGGAAAUGUUCAGGCGAAAAUAUGCGCAGAAAGAUGCCAGUAAAGUAAACACGUAUGAAAUUGCACAAUUGAGCCAGGGCCUCGGCUGCACCGGCCAAGUCAUGCACUGAGAUGGAGAGAGGAAGAAAUGGAGACGAGUAGAGAAGGAGAGAAGCAGGGACAGAGUGAAAAUUGGCUUGUGUUUGAUAGACGUAACCUUGAGUAAAUAACUAGGAAAAUCUGGUUGCUUUUCCUGUCUGAUCAUGUCUUUAUUCUCCGUACACCCUUUGCCUUCUUUUAGGAAAUUACUUUUGAGGAAAUACCAUUUUUUUGCCCUCUCAUUGUUGAUUGCGGCGGGUCAUUGUGAAACGCUUUUAAGGGCCAACAUCAUGUCAGUGUGCCCUUUGAGAAGUCAUCCUUCAUUACUGAGUCAUUAUCACCCAAUCAGCACAUGGCCCACCGUGGGCUCUUUUUAGAUUAACAAGGAAAGGAGGUUAGGACUGCUUUGGGCGUCCUCAGAUCUUGAAUACCAGCAGGACUGACUGACUGACUGGACUUUGACUCCUUAAGUUUAAAGUUUUUGAUGGUUUAAGUUUCAAAAAACAAGGUUUAAAGGAGCUAAAGUGGAUCAGGCAGAGGAUUUGAUAGAUAUUUCACGAACACACACAUGCACACCCAGCUGCAUGGCAGACUGCUGCUCCAGAUUAGGUCAGAUUUAAUUAGGCUGCCCUGCUCCGUUUGGACUGUCACUUCUUGUAGAAAAAGCCAUUAUUAAAAUAAAAGGGGAUUCCACUGACAGCUUUUCUUCCAACACACACAUACACACACUAAAACCUGAACCUCAGGCGUCUACUUCACACACACACACACACAGGCAUCAAAUCUGGCGUUGGAAAAAACAGUUACGUGUAGAAGUGAUGGAUCAUGACCAAACAAAGAUGAUGUUUUCAAACUGUUGUGGUUCGAGCAUAAGAAAGUUCAGCAGGAACACAAACUGCCACGCAGACAGCAGAAAAACAGACAUCAGAUAUUUGCAAUUAAAAUGAGUCUUCAAAGGAUCUUAUUUCAGCAGGUGUCCAUGAAACUUUGAGUGUUUAGUUCUGUGUUUCUACAAAGUUCAUACCAAAAAAAAAAAGAAGCUUAAAGCAAUAUAAUUAAACCAAACAGUAUUUCUGCAUUUCAUCGUCAAUAUUGAUCUUACUUUUGCUUUAAUGAAAUGAAUGUAUUUAUUGCAUGUCCAAUUGUUUUAUAGUUAAUUUUUGUGUAAAUUUCAAUUGUGGGUUUUUAUAAUAAUUUCAUUUAAUAAUGGUGUCUUGAUACAAUCAUGUUGAUAAGGCUUUUAUUUUUUUAAAAGCCAAUGUGAAUUAUGUCAUGUUUGUUUUGUUUGUUUCUAUACUCAGAAUCAACUUGGCAAUAAAGUGAAUUGCAUAACGGAUUUACAAAGAA
This is a messenger RNA of Xyrichtys novacula (pearly razorfish), 15398 nucleotides long. The record is from the annotation of a GenBank genome assembly. Lineage: Eukaryota; Metazoa; Chordata; Actinopteri; Labriformes; Labridae.